Messenger RNA from Cooperia oncophora, 450 nucleotides. Lineage: Eukaryota; Metazoa; Nematoda; Chromadorea; Rhabditida; Trichostrongylidae. The record is from the annotation of a GenBank genome assembly.
AUGGACUUUAUGCCCUUCCUGUCGGCUUCAGUCAACUUCAUUCAGCAGAUCCUCCCGGACUUGCUCAGGAAGAAAGUUCAGUUUUACCGUCACGAACACGCUCGAGCGGUACCAGCGCGACGGUUUGGAGGAAAGCGCUUCCGGUCAAGUGAGAAAUUAGAAUGGAGUUCACAUGAAGCACGAAAAGAGCUGACUGACAUUUUGGGGAUCCCUGGCACAAGUGCUCAAGAGUGGCGUACGGAUCCUUCAGCCAGACUUGGACGCCGUUCCGGCGGAGCUCAUUCUGAAUCGUUGGAGGAUGAGCAUCGUCCCUCUUGCCGCUUUUCUUCAGAGUUUCCUAGCCAUCGGUCGUUCUCAUCGUCUUCGUCAAGCUCUGAGCCAAGCGAAGAAAUCGGGCAGGAAAUUCAGAUUUGGAAGGAUGCCAAGAAGUGCACAAUAUGGAUCCGUUAG